UAAAUAUAUUCUUUUAAGCAUAUAUAUAUAUAUGUGUGUGUGUGUAUUUGACAAGUAAGAAAAAAGCCAAAGUGAAGAAAGUAUUAUUCAUGAAAAAAGUAAAAAUAAUAGACCAAUUUAAUAAGGAGUGAAUAUAUGGAUCACGAAAUUUACAUCAUUUUAAAUAGGACAUAUAAGGGGAAAAAAGAAAAAGCCCUAAUUUAGACAAAUUAGGAUAGUUAAUCUCACCUCUUAGGUGAGAAACAUAAUCCCAUAGCUUAAGAUUGUAAUAUCGGCUCUAAUAAUGAACAUACUUACUAAUACUUACAUCAAUGCAUUAAUUUGUCAUCACAUCACUCAUCCCUGAAACCCUAAACCCCAUUCCCCAAGUUUCCAAAACCCUACUACACUGGUGUAAAUUCGAUUCGAUUAAUGCCUCACCCCCACUCGCAUUCUAUUGCCAUUAUCAAUUGUAACAAUGCUGGCAGCGUUAAACACAUCAAAUUCACUAUUACAUUCAAGCAUCAAAACUCUGCUUGUUUUUAGAAAAGUCUUCUCUUGCACCAUCGCCACAACUGCUGUUCCUGGUGUGAAGGCGCCACAUUAUUCGGCGUCCAGGAGUAGAAAUUUGUUCUCCAGAAUUAGCCCCGUUAGACAGGAUCGGGGCAUUGUCCAGGUGCUCGAUCAGUGGGUCGCUGAAGGCAGAGAGGUUCACCCCCUCGAGUUUCAAUGGAUUAUUCGAGAGCUUCGGAGCCGCAGGCGUUUUUCUCACGCGCUUCAGAUUUCCAAGUGGAUUAAUUAUAACCGCAUUUAUAAAUUGUCACCAGCUGAUCAUGCUGUGCAUUUGGAUCUUAUUGGUGUUGUCCAUGGACUGGAAGCUGCAGAGAGCUUCUUUGAUAUUCUAAGUGACCAAGACAAAAAUCAAAAGACAUAUGGUGCUCUCUUGAACUGUUAUGCAAGAGAAGGCCUCCUGGAGAAAACCCUUCACCAUAUGCAGAGGAUGAAAGACAAGGGAUAUGUUUAUUCAUCUCUUGCUUACAACAAUCUUAUGGCACUCUACAAGAAGGCUGGUCAACUUGAGAAAAUCCCUGAGAUUCUCUCAGAAAUGAAGAGGGAUGGGGUUGCCCCUAAUAACUUCAGUUACAGAAUAUGCAUAAACUCACUUGGGGAGAGAUCUGAUCUUAGUGGCAUGGAGAAGCUUCUUGAUGAAAUUGAGGCGCAACAGGACAUUUCCAUUGAUUGGGUUACUUAUUCCAUAGUGGCCUAUCAUUUCGUAAAAGCAAACGAGAAGGAGAAAGUGCUAACAUACAUGAAGAAGUUAGAAGAGAAGGUUGGUAAAGAUGCUUUGGGUUACAAUCACUUGAUAUCGCUUUAUGCUCAUCUGGGGGACAAGGAUGAGAUGAUGAGAGUUUGGGGUUUGCAAAAAAUCGUGUCUAAAAAGCAAAUCAACCGAGACUAUAUCACCCUGCUGGGAUCUCUGGUGAAGCUUGGAGAGCUUGAAAAAGCUGAGGCAGUGCUAAAGGAGUGGGAUUCUUCUUGCUGCACAUAUGACUUCAAAGUCCCAAAUAUACUUCUUAUUGGCUACUGUCAAAAGGGUCUAGUUCAGAAGUCUGAAACAAUGCUCCGAAAUAUUGUGGAAAGGGGGAAGAAACCAACUCCUAACAGUUGGGCCAUCAUUGCUGCAGGGUAUCUGGAUCAAAAUGAUUUGGAGAAGGCAUUUCAGUGCAUGAAGGAAGCCCUGGCUGUUAAAGAAAAUAACAAGAAAUGGAUGCCAAAGCCUGGUCAAAUUACAAAAAUAUUACAGUGGCUUGGUGAUAAAGGAAGGAUUGAAGAGGUAGAAGAUUUUGUCUGCUCUCUCGGGACAGUAAUCCCAGUAAACAAACAUGUGUACCAGGCAUUGAUUAAAGCCAGUAUAAGAGUGGGUAGAGAUACAGGUUGGAUAAUGGAUAGCAUGAAAACUGAUGAAAUAGAUGAUGAAACACAGAAGAUGCUAAACUCAAGAUCAUGGACUGAUUAAUUCUGAAUUGAUUUAGUUUCAUGACUUAAUGCAUGUGUGCGAGCUUCUGUUGCUUGCAAAAUAACCCUCAAUAGCAAUAGGUAGUUCAUGUCGUUUAGUUUUCAUUGUUUAGACAUGCACCCUGCGUAUAUAAAAUAUUUUCAUGAAUAUGCAAAGGGCUUGCAUGUGUAAACUGAAUUACAAGAUGUAAUAUUGGAGCUAUAAUUUCUGUAGAUUCCUGUAUAUAUAUACAGUGUGUAAGAAGACUUUAUUAUGUAUUUGUUGUUAUUUCGUA
This is a messenger RNA of Sesamum indicum (sesame), 2270 nucleotides long. Its product is annotated as pentatricopeptide repeat-containing protein At4g21705, mitochondrial. Gene Ontology annotation, cellular component: mitochondrion. The record is from RefSeq and is a predicted model, not a curated record. Gene Ontology annotation, molecular function: protein binding. NCBI's taxonomy places the organism in Eukaryota, Viridiplantae, Streptophyta, Magnoliopsida, Lamiales, Pedaliaceae.